Molecule: messenger RNA, 1331 nt
Organism: Diabrotica balteata
Lineage: Eukaryota; Metazoa; Arthropoda; Insecta; Coleoptera; Chrysomelidae
Source: the annotation of a GenBank genome assembly
AAAGAACCGAACGUGUUUUGAUCGUAUUUGAAUAUAAUCUCGCAAACAAGUUCAACAAAUCCGUUGGCCUGAUCUCAAGUCGUUUGCUUUUUCAGUAUCAGGUUUGGCCGUUUUGCUAGGAAGUUUCUUUGUGAAUACACUGUGCUAGAUAACAAUGGUGUUUAAAGGGAAAUUAAUUAUUCAGAUUUUUCUGAUUUUAUCUAUAAGUAUAUGCACACUUUGUCAGAUAUUAUUUCCGGAGCUACCUACGCAAAGACUGGAUAGCGAUCGAACAGAGGAAAGAGUACCCCUUUAUGCACCAAAUAAAUGUCCAGAAAAUCAACUGUAUUAUCCUGGAAACCAAAAACAUGACUGGAUUUGCGAUUGUGGACCAACCUACAUCUAUUACCCUCCAAAAGAUUUUUGUUAUCCUGCAUACCGGCAAGGACCUUGUAAAGAUGGCGAACAUUUAAUUGUGCGAGGAGGAGAUGUCAUACCAAGUUGUAACAAAAAUCCAUGUGAAGAAGGAUUUGCCAGAUACAAAGGAAACUGCUACGAAAUGGGAAAACCUAACGGACCAUGCCUCCCAAUUCAGCAAGGCGGUGGUAUUUUUGACGUAAACGCUACAACACUUGUCGUCGAAUGUCUUAAAGGCACUGACAGGCUGUCAUUACUAACUUUGCCCAAAUUUUGCAUGCCUGGAAGUAAAAGAGACAGUAACGGCAAUUGUAGAGUCAUUUACAACUAAUAGAAACAAACGUUUUUAGGUCUACCAGAGUAUUUUUAGUUGUAUCCGUCAGAUCUACAGAAUUGUUCAGUUAGGUGUCACUUUCAAAAUUAACUGUAAUAAUAAGCCGUUCAAAAAGUUUUGCAAUUUGAUAAGAAAUACACAAUUUUAUGGUUUAAAAUAUACAUUAUUAUUCAGUAUAGUCUCCCUGAACAUUAAGACAUUUGUUUUAACGAAAUUUCAAUUUAUGAAUUCAAUACCUGAAGUGAGAAUCUGAAAGGGUUGAAAGAUAGGCUUUAACCGCUGUUAUGACCUCACCAUUUAAUGAAAAACCUUUUACACGCAUAAUAUUUUUAGAUAUUAACAGAUAGAGGUCGCUAGGGGCCAAAUUAUAUGAAUUCGGUAGAUGCUCCAACAAUUCAAACUUUAAUUCGUAGAUAUUAGCCAUUGUCAAAAUGCUCAUAUAAUACGUUGUAUUGUCCUGAUAAAAAAAGGAACUUUUUCUUUUGCAAACCGGGUGUUUUUUCAUGAUUUUUUUCCUUCGGCUGAUUUGAGAGGUUGCAAUAUUAUUCAGAAUUUAUUGUUUUACCAGCUUGCCACAAGUAAUCCACAAACAAAAUUUCUU